Molecule: messenger RNA, 3803 nt
Organism: Pararge aegeria (speckled wood butterfly)
Lineage: Eukaryota; Metazoa; Arthropoda; Insecta; Lepidoptera; Nymphalidae
Gene: Opa1
Product: dynamin-like 120 kDa protein, mitochondrial
Exons: 22
Coding region: 258-3113 (951 amino acids)
Biological process (GO): mitochondrial fusion
Cellular component (GO): mitochondrial membrane; cytoplasm; microtubule
Molecular function (GO): GTPase activity; GTP binding; microtubule binding
Source: RefSeq, a predicted model, not a curated record
UGCAGCUGCAAUCAGUCAUUUAAUUUGUCAAAUUUUCAAAAUAUGAAAUAAUCUUUUGUGUUUUACAUGUUGAUUGUGUAAUGUAUUUACGUUAAUUAUUUUAUUUCCAAUACAGCAAUUAAUUACUUAUUAUACGUGUUGAUUUAAUAAAAGUGGCCGGCAUAGGUUAUGAUCUGGAAAUAGUUUAUUGUUAAUGGUUAUUAUGUUAUAAAAUAGAUCUUCUACAUUUUUAACCCUAGUUUAAAAAAAAAAAAACAAUGUCGAGGAUAUUAAAUCAUCGUAUGAGAGCUUCACUGAAGAAGCCAUCAUGGUCACCCAUAGACAAGAGGGCACUAGCAUUUUCAAUAUACACCGGCCGCAGCUUGUUAUUACACAAGCCUAUAGCCCCAAGUCAUAUACCGAGAAGAAAGUAUGGCAUGCUAGUAGCGAGAGCUGUGAGGGGAAUGUUGAAGAUACGAUACUUGAUACUAGGUGGGGCUGUUGGUGGAGGCAUGACUUUAAAUAAGAAAUAUGCAGAAUGGAGAGAUGGCCUGCCAGACAUGGGCUGGCUUAAUGAACUACUUCCAGAUAACGAUCAGUGGGACAAAUUCACAACUACCCUCAUUUCUGCUAAGGAUAGAAUUGGUGAUCAGUUUCAAAUUGGGGUGCCACUGACGCUGUCGGUGACCUCAGAUCCGCGGCUGCGGGAGGCGGGGGUCGCACGGGCCACCGAGCUGCGGGAGUGGCUGUCACAGCGGUACGAGGACGCGGUCGCCGCCGCCGCCACCAACAACACCACGAGCAAUAUGGAUCCAGCGCCGAAGAUCGUAAACAACCUGCAGAGUAAACCCGCCCCCGCCCCGGCUUCCGGUCGGACUCCCGCUGAAGAGAGCGCAGCAUAUGAGAAGCGCAUCCGCGGCCUGCAGGAGGAAGUGUUGUCGCUGCAGGCGCGCUACCAGCGGGAGCUGCAGCGCCUCGAGCAGGAGAACCGCGAGCUGCGCCAGCAGAACCUGCUGCUGCGCCAGGGCCGGCUGCCCCCCACCAGGAAGAUGAAGCGCUCGCUCAUCGACAUGUACUCGGGCGUGCUGGACGAGCUGGCGGGCUGGGAGGCGGGCGAGGCGGGGCGGCUGCCGCGCGUGGUGGUGGUGGGCGACCAGUCGGCGGGCAAGACGUCGGUGCUGGAGAUGAUCGCGCAGGCGCGCAUGUUCCCGCGCGGCGCCGGCGAGAUGUGCACUCGAGCGCCUGUGAAAGUGACUCUAUCGGAAGGACCGUACCACGUGGCACAGUUUAGAGAUUCCUCGCGUGAGUUUGAUCUCAACAAGGAAUCUGAUCUCGCUGAUUUAAGAAAGGAGGUGGAGAUGCGCAUGCGCAACAGCGUGCGCGGCGGCCGCACCGUGUCGUCGGAGGUCAUCGCGAUGUCGGUCCGCGGGCCCGGCCUGCCGCGGAUGGUCCUCGUGGACCUGCCGGGAGUUAUAUCGACGCAAACGGUAGAUAUGGCGGCGGACACCAGAGAAGCCAUUAAGCAGAUGACCAAGCAGUACAUGGGUAACCCCAACGCUAUCAUCCUAUGCAUCCAGGACGGCUCGGUGGAUGCAGAGAGGAGUAACGUGACCGACCUGGUGGCUUCCUGCGACCCUCAGGGGAAGAGGACUAUAUUCGUACUCACCAAAGUCGAUCUGGCCGAAGAGAACCUCGCUAAUCCAAAUCGGAUCCGUCGUAUCCUCGAAGGCAAGCUGUUUCCGAUGAAGGCGCUGGGCUACUACGCCGUGGUGACCGGCCGCAGCCGCAAAGACGACUCCAUCCAAAGCAUCCGCGAGUACGAGGAGAGGUUCUUCCGUUCCUCGAAGCUGUUCAAGGAAGGCCUGGUAGCGGCGGCGCAGGUCACGACCCGCAACCUGGCCAUGGGCGUGGCGGAUUGCUUCUGGCGGAUGGUGCGCGACACGGUGGAGCAGCAGGCCGACGCGUUCAAGGCCAUGCGGUUCAACUUGGAGACGGAGUGGAAGAACACAUUUCCGAGGCAGCGCGAGUUGGACCGCGACGAGCUGUUCGAGCGCGCGCGCGCGGAGCUGCUGGACCAGUCGGCCGAGCUGUCGGCCGUGGCCGCGGCGGCGUGGGAGGCGCGCCUGCACAGCGCGCUGUGGGCCUCCACCGCCGAGCGGGUGUUCGGCGGCAUCUACCUGCCGGCCGCCGCGCACGCGCACGACGACGUCGACAAAUUCAACACAUCAGUAGACAUAAAACUGCGCGAAUGGGCCGACAGCGAACUGGCUCGGCAGUCCAUCGAGGCAGGUCGGGAAGCCUUGAGGGAGGAGUUCGACGAGCUGUUGUCGCGCUCCGCGGACACGGACGCCGUGUACGAGCCCGUCAAGAAGGCCGCGGUCGAGGAGGCGUUGGCCAGGCACCAGUGGGAGGAGCGGGCACAGGACGUGUUGCGCGUGUUGCAAGUGAACGCGCUCCAGGACCGCUGCGUGCGCUCGCGCGCCGAGUGGGACGCGGCCGUGGCGCUCAUGGACACGGCGCUGCGGGAGCGGCUCGGGGCCGUGGAGGCCGACCUCAAGGCGCUCACAGGUCCCGGUUUCCGUGACCGCUGGCUGCGCUGGCAGUACACGAGUGAGGAGCAGACCCGGAGAGCGGAAGUGCGCGGAGAGCUGGAAAAGCUGGGCUCCAACAGACCUGCACUCUCGUAUGAUGAGGUGGUAGCAGUGAGGGACAACCUUCGACGUCGCGGCGUGGAGGUGGACAAUGAAUACAUACGAGAAACUUGGCGACCUGUGUACCUUAGGAACUUCCUGCAGCGGGCUCAAGCUCGCGCUCGGGACUGCAAGAAGAGCUUCUACUUGUACAGCCAGCAGAACGGACAAGAGAAGGAGUGCUGCGAGGUGGUGAUGUUCUGGCGCGUGCAGGCCGCGCUGCGCACGACGGCCAACGCGCUGCGCCAGCAGAUCGCCAACAGGGAGGCCGCGCGCCUCGACAGGGACCUACGCGAGGUGCUGGACGAGAUGUCGGCAGAUCCCGAACUUAAGAAGAAACUGCUUUCCGGUAGAAGAGUUGAACUCGCAGAAGAGCUCAAGCGAGUAAGGCAAGUCCAAGAGAAGCUGGAAGAGUUCAUAGAAGCGUUGAACAAGGAGAAGUAGUUAGCUGUUACAAGUUGCCUUGCGGGCCCGUCACGGAAGUUGACACUGCGCUGGUCAGCCCUAAAGUAUUACGGCAAAAAGAAAAUUACAGAAGAAUUUUAAAAAGGCUUCAUAAAUUAAUGAAAUAUGGCGGUUUGCGAUAAGGGUGAUAGACAGUGGCGUGCACAGAGUUUGACACAUUUGACUUGGAAAUGAAUGAAGAAGGAAGAUGGCAUAAAAUGAAAAAUCCUUUUGUUUACGAGUUAUACAAAAAUUUUUAGGUAGGCAUUACUUUUGUGCUUGUAUGAAGUGCACGCCACUGGCGAGAGAUCAUGUCCUUCCCACGCUAUGUGUGGUUUGCGGCGGCGAAUAAAAAGACGUCAGUAUCAAUCCGACAUCGAUUCCACUCAUAUCAUGUAUCACGUGACGUCGCUUGGCUGAUGAUUGGUCGACGCAUGGUCAUUGGUCAACUCGUUCUGGCUCCAAAAUAACGAACAAUUUGCUUUACUUCUCAUAACAUAAGGCUCAUUUUGCAAUGAUUUGAUUAUUGCCGGUAUAAGAUGAGGUGCGGCGCGGGGGCAUCCAACUUCCGUGACGUGCGCUGUACUGUAUAUUAUUGUAGUUAAACCGUUUACUUUUACAGACUACGAUGUAUUUAAUAGAGUAAUCUCGAUUAAGUUAUAUUUAUAAUAAAAUGUUGCACAAAAACUA